This is a messenger RNA of Haliaeetus leucocephalus (bald eagle), 1386 nucleotides long. RefSeq names its product ankyrin repeat and SOCS box containing 10 (gene ASB10). Gene Ontology annotation, molecular function: transmembrane transporter binding. The transcript is spliced from 5 exons. Gene Ontology annotation, biological process: neuronal action potential; negative regulation of delayed rectifier potassium channel activity; intracellular signal transduction. The coding region runs from base 1 to 1386 and encodes 461 amino acids. The record is from RefSeq and is a predicted model, not a curated record. Gene Ontology annotation, cellular component: axon initial segment; membrane; synapse. NCBI's taxonomy places the organism in Eukaryota, Metazoa, Chordata, Aves, Accipitriformes, Accipitridae.
AUGGACUGCACCUUUCCCUUCAGCUCUGCCACACAGCGCUUGCUGCAGCUGGAUGAGGAGCAGCUGGAUGAGCAGAAGUACUCUCGGCAUAUAAGGUCUCGGUACCACCACAGUGAGCGCAGCCUGAGCCCAGUUAGCCAGGGAUGCCAAAACAGCCGCUUGGAGCCACUGGAGUGCCGGGAUCUGCUGGUCCAGAAUGCGCUCUUCACUGGGGACCUGGAGAUGGUGCGGAAGUACUUCACCAAGAGCGCAGCCAUCAAUCUCGUCAUUGAGACCAAGGGUGAUGAGCUGCGCUGGACUAGCAGGAAAUUUGGACUGUGGUCUCUGAACUAUGAGCAGGAGCUCACCACGCCUCUGCACAUCACAGCCAGCCGGGGCUACACAGACUGCCUGCGGCUCCUGCUGCUCAGGGGAGCUGCCGUCAACUUUGCACCAGGGGGUAAGACUGCCCUGCAUGAGGCUUGUGCAGCACCCAGCACAGAGUGUGUGCGCCUGCUGCUCAGCUUUGGUGCUGACCCUGAGGCUGUCUCUGAGGAUGGCUACAAGCCCCUGCACCUCUGCAAGAGCCGAGACUCCAUCGAGUGCAUCCAGCAGCUGCUGCAGCAUGGCGCCAGUGUGAACAGUCGGACUGAGGAGGAAGAUGACACAGCACUGCAUAUAGCAGCACGACAUGGCCUAACAGACCACGUCCAGCUGCUUCUGCGCUAUGGCGCAGAGCUGGAGGCAAAGAAUGAGGAGGGGCAGACGCCGCUGAAUGCUGCCUGUGCUCAGCCCCACCAACCCCAGGACAUGGACCGUUACUACCGGGUCUGCCAGCUGCUGGUGGAAAGUGGUGCUAGCAUCAAUGCUGCAGAUAGGGACCGUCAGCACCCACUUCACCUGGCCUGCAAGAAUGCCAAUGCUCAAGUAGCAGAGUUACUGCUGGCCCGGGGUGCAAAUGUCAACAUCAUGAACUACAGCGGCAACACGGCACUGCACAAUAUCCUGCAAGCAACUGCCUACAAGCUGGAGCACCACCCAGAGCUUGUGGUGCGAGCCCUGCUCAACUACGGUGCCAUCCGCAUCUGGCCUGGCUCCCUCCUCAAGGUGCUGCGGUACUGCCACGCCUGCCCGCGUGUCAUUGAGGCGCUGAUGAACAGCUAUGAUCAUGUCCGCAUCUCUGAGGACUGGGUGGAAGCGGUUCCCGCGGAGGUUGUACAGAAAUACCCACGUUUCUACCAGUCACUUUUCUCCCUGGAGCAAAGACCUCGCUCCUUGCAGCACCUGGCUCGCUACGCACUCAGGACCUUCCUGGAGGGCCGGUUGCUUCUGGUCCUGUCUCAGCUGCACCUGCCAAGUGCCUUGCACCGUUUCCUGCUGCUCAGCUUCGAGGACGUUCUCUACUAA